This is a messenger RNA of Saprolegnia parasitica CBS 223.65, 204 nucleotides long. RefSeq lists its product as hypothetical. Bases 1 to 204 code for a protein of 67 amino acids. Lineage: Eukaryota; Oomycota; Saprolegniomycetes; Saprolegniales; Saprolegniaceae. The transcript is spliced from 2 exons. The record is from RefSeq and is a predicted model, not a curated record.
AUGCUUGUCGCACUUGCGUACGCAGGAUUGCUGCAAGCGCACUCGCUGCGCCCGCCGCCAUGUGCCGCCGAUGUCAAGCUCUGCAAUGAUGGCAUGUGGAUGUAUCGUGACAUCAAGAACAAUUGCACGUUUGCAGCGUGUGCUGACGAGCCCGGUGGCCAAGUGCCGCUUGAGCACAAGCCAUCGCAAGCACCGGUGACGUAG